GCCAAUCCUGGGGCAGGGGCAGGGCCUGGGGAGGGAGAACGUGGAUCCUACCGCCUCCGAGUCAUCAAGGCCCUGGUACAGCGCUACAUAGAGACAGCCCGGCGGGAGUUUGAGGAGACCCGUCGGAAAGAUGAAGAAACUGAGACCCAAAGAGAGAUAGUAACUUGUCUAGGGCUACCUCCAACAUGCAGCCUCCUGCCAUGGUGUCUCUGCUGCUUGUGUCCAUGGGCCUCAUGGAAGCACUUCAGGCCCAGAGCCACCCCAUCACUCAACGAGACCUCUUCUCUCAAGAAAUGCCCCUGGAUAUGGCCCCAGCCUCCUUUGAUGACCAGUAUGCUGGCUGUGCAGCAGCCAUGACAGCUGCCCUCCCGGAUCUCAACCAAACAGAGUUCCAGGCCAACAAAGUGUAUGCUGACGGCUGGGCACUGGCAAGCAGCCAGUGGCAGGAGCGCCAGGCCUGGGGACCAGAGUGGGGCCCCAGCCCUACCCGGCUGCCCCUGCCACCCCCUGGCUUCCGCGAUGAGCAUGGGGUGGCCCUCCUGGCCUACACAGCCAACAGCCCCUUGCACAAGCAGUUCAACGCAGCCGUGCGGGAGGCGGGCCGCUCCCGAGCCUCCUACCUCCACCACUUCUCCUUCAAGACACUCCAUUUCCUGCUGACCGAGGCCCUGCAGCUGCUGGGUAGGGGCCAGCGUUCACCCCAGUGCCGCCAGGUGUUCCGAGGGGUGCAUGGCCUGCGCUUCCGGCCAGCAGCACCUGGAGCCACCGUAAGGCUGGGAGGAUUUGCCUCCGCCUCCCUACAGAAUGUUGCAGCCCAGCAGUUUGGGGAGGACACCUUCUUUGGCAUCUGGACCUGCCUUGGGGCACCUAUCAAGGGCUACUCCUUCUUCCCUGGGGAGGAUGAGGUGCUGAUCCCCCCCUUUGAGACCUUCCAGGUAAUCAAUGCCAGCAGACCAGCCCAGGGCCCUGCCCGCAUUUACCUCCGGGCCCUGGGCAAGCGCAGCACAUACAACUGUGAGUACAUUAAAGAUAAGCAGUGCAAGUCUGGGCCCUGCCGUCUGGAUAACUCAGCCAUGAGUCAAGGCCCCAUUUCUGCAGUCUGGUCCCUCCUACUGCCACUCUGGCUCCUUGUCAGAGGAACCUUUCCAUAGACUCCAGGCCUCCCAUCAUCCUUCCAACACUGAACAGCUCUGCCUGCUGCCUCUACCCAACAUGGGGAUGUUGGCCACAUGUGUGCUUUAAAGGCAGCCAGGAUCCAUGGUAACUCCAUCUGCUGGGAACUCUGGGACGUUGGUAGCUGCCAGGCCUGCUGAUGGAGAAAUAAGGGAAUCUGAGGACUGAGCCUUAGCCAAGGCUCUAAGAAUGAGACACUGAAUAGACACGGGGGUCUCUACAACAGGCAACAACUCACUUGGAGGUUAAACUAGUUUGGGGGGGAAUGGGGAGGAAAGCACUUGGCCAGAGCAUUUGCUGGUAUUACUCAAAUGCCUCACAUGUGCACCUGGAAAGCUCCUAUUCACUCUCCCAAGAAGCCUUCUCUGACUUCUCCCACCUGGCUGGGCUAGGGGUCCUGCCUCUCUGCUCCCACAGGUCCUUAGAUGCUUCUCUACACCACGUGUUCAUGUUUGCCUCCUGUAUCAGAUGGUGAGCUUCCUGAAGGCAGGGACUGGGUCUAAAGCACAGAGGUAGUACUAGAAAACGUGUAAAUCAAAAAGGAACAAACAUCUUGCGAAUGGCUCAUCUCUGCAGUGCCCUGCUCUGGACAUUUU
Prionailurus viverrinus (fishing cat) is the source of this 1769-nucleotide messenger RNA. It is a transcript of the gene ART1, whose product is annotated as ADP-ribosyltransferase 1. NCBI's taxonomy places the organism in Eukaryota, Metazoa, Chordata, Mammalia, Carnivora, Felidae. The coding region runs from base 186 to 1151 and encodes 321 amino acids. Gene Ontology annotation, molecular function: NAD+ poly-ADP-ribosyltransferase activity; NAD+-protein-arginine ADP-ribosyltransferase activity. The record is from RefSeq and is a predicted model, not a curated record. The transcript has 5 exons.